Molecule: messenger RNA, 3430 nt
Organism: Owenia fusiformis
Lineage: Eukaryota; Metazoa; Annelida; Polychaeta; Sabellida; Oweniidae
Source: the annotation of a GenBank genome assembly
AUCGAUACAUGCGCUUAUUGGCACCGGGAACGCUACUGUCGGUCAAUUGCCAAAUUAAAAACAAUUGUUAUUUAUGACGAUCUAAUUUGGGAACAACCUUUAUUGCCGUGUGACUUUGUGGCAUACGUACAUUGACUUCAUACUGUUCAGAGCUGGGAGCAGCGCGGUGAAGCCAUUUUGGAGUGUCUAUUCUCUUCGCAGUUUCACAUCAUGAACUGUCUGUGAUUCAAUCAAUAACAAACAUAUCACGGAAAACAACAAAAACAAAAUUGAUUUACAAAUUUUAUAUCUGUAAACGUUGAGAAUAUUACAUCAGAAUGGGUAAGGCUGGUGGAGUGGAAUUCUCUGCUGGGGCCCCCUCUCCCUCGGAGGGAGAGAGCGAAGAGAGGCCGUUGUUCAGCGAAUUACAGGAAUACUACCAGAAGAAAGGAGAAUAUGAAGAAGCCUGGCACCAAGAGGCAAGGUGGAUCAAAUAUGAAGAGAACGUGGAAGCGAGUGGAGAGAGAUGGACAAAACCCCACGUCGCAAGUCUUUCACUGCAGGCCCUAUACCGAUUGAAGCACCAACUAAAUGAUGCAUUAUUUCUUUUGGAUGUUAAGGCAGACACACUUGGAGGAAUCACAGAUGUAAUCAAAGAUGCCAUGAUAGAAGAGGAAUUGCUCAGUGAGGAACAAGCGGGUAUUAUGGAAGAAAUCAUCAUGCAACCCCAUUGGCACAAACAUCAGCUCAACCAUGAACGUCGUGAAUCCAAAGCAUUCGCCAGAAGAAUGAGCCACGAGGGCCUUCAACUUCCCAGUACUGGUAGUUUCCCCAGACGAGGAUCCAUCACACCUAGUGGGAAUUCCACGUCUUUUUCAAAAUCAGAUUCAUCAGGGGGCCUAAAGAGAGUUGGUUCACAAAGCGCAAUGAAGAAAUUCCAAAGGAAGAUCCCAGAAGGUGCCGAGGGCGCCAGUGUGAUGGUGGGAGGCAUAGACGGUCUGGACAAAACUGUAACUGCCCUAGUACGUCUCAAAUCUGGUGUGGACUUGAUGGAGCUCAUGGAAGUGGAGCUUCCCACAAGGUUCAUAUUUGUAAUGUUUGGACCCAAGCAUGAAAAUACAGCCAUCAAACAAGUUGGCAGAUGUAUGGGGACAAUAUUCUCUCAUAAGGAUUUUCAAAAGGUGGUGUACUCUGCCAAAGAUAAAAAGGAGAUUCUGGCUUCCGUUGACGCAUUUAUGCAAGACUCCACCGUGCUGCCUGCCAGUGAAUGGGAUCACAACAUCCAUAUACAACCCCCAACAACCACUGACACACAGGGGAAGACAUGGUCAUCAGUGCUGAAAGAACCUGAAGAAGGGGAAGAGGAGAUUGAAGAUCACGCAGACCCAACACUAGUUAGAACAGGAAGAAUAUUUGGGGGUUUGGUAAACGACGUUAAACGAAAAGCAAAAUGGUAUGCCAGUGAUUUCAAAGAUGCUCUUUCCCUCCAAUCCCUUGCCUCAAUCUUCUUCAUAUACUUUGCCUGUCUCUCUACUGUCAUCACAUUUGGUGGUAUGAUGGGGGAUGCUCUUGACAAUAAAAUGGCGGCAGCUGAAGGUAUGUUAGCGGCUGGUAUAUGUGGCGUCUCAUAUUCUCUCUUAGCAGGUCAACCACUUACUAUACUUGGUUGCACUGGGCCUAUAUUGGUGUUUGAAACCAUCUUGUACAAUUUCUGCAAGGACAAUGGUAUGGAGUAUUUACCGUUCCGGUUCUGGAUAGGAAUAUGGACAGGUGCAAUCCUCCUCAUCAUGGUUAUGUUCGAUCUUAGUGCGCUCGUCAAAUAUAUCACUAAAUUCACGGAGGAGGUCUUUGCUGUUCUUAUAUCUCUCAUCUUCAUUUACGAAUCACUUAGUAAGGUCAUCAAAGUCAACAAAAAAUACCCCAUGCGUAUUAAACCAGAUGAGCCCUUGGGGCCGUGCACAUGUCAUAGACCUGAUCCUGUCAUGACGACAGUAAUGCCAGGCGCUGAGAACUCCACGAUGGUUUAUGCCACGACUCUCGCCCCAGGCAUGAACAAAUCAUUGAUGUUCAUGGGGAUGUCCCUUGAGAAUAUGACAGAUGGCGAUUGGGCCGCUCUCUCACACGAAGAUUGCUUAGAAUAUGGGGGCAAGCUUGUGGGGCCUGGCUGUAAAGAAUACUUCCCCGAUGUCUUCCUGUUUUCAUUCAUUCUUUGUAUGGGCGUGUUUGUCAUAGCUAUGGGCCUGAAGGGAUUCAAAGAGACAAGAUAUUUUCCAACUUUUGUUCGACAAAACAUUGCUGACUUCGCAGUGCCAAUUGCUCUCGUGAUCAUGACUGGGAUAGACCUCGCUCUCGGCCUCCACACGCCAAAACUGCAGAUUCCUACCGAAUUCAGACCUACACUUCACAGUAGGGGCUGGGUGAUUCCUCCAUUCGGCGCCAACGCUUGGUGGACCGCACUCGCAGCUGGUGUACCCGCCAUACUGCUUUCUAUUCUUAUCUUCAUGGAUCAGCAAAUUACAUCAGUCAUCGUUAAUAACAAAGCAAAUAAAUUAAAAAAAGGAGGUGGCUACCAUCUUGACCUGUUGAUAAUUUCGGUGCAAGUUGUCUUGUGUUCUGUGAUGGGAAUACCGUACUUCGUUGCUGCCACUGUAAGAUCAAUCAAUCAUGUACUCAGUCUCAGGAAGGAAUCAAAGAACGCAGCACCCGGCGAAAAGCCGAAAUUUCUUGGAAUACGAGAACAGCGAGUCACUCACGUAGUUGCUUUCACUGUGAUCGGCUUCUCCAUUUUCAUGAAUGCUGUCUUAAAGUAUGUUCCUAUGCCAGUAUUAUACGGGGUGUUCUUGUACAUGGGCGUGGCAUCAUUGUCCGGCGCAGAGUUGGUACAAAGAAUGUUGCUUGUAUUCAUGCCAAGGAAGUACCAGCCAGAUCACAAGUUCCUUCGCCACGUAGACACCAACCGCGUUCAUCUCUUCACAGCCAUUCAGGUGACAUCAUUGGCUAUUCUAUGGGUUGUCAAGAGUGUGAAAAAGAUUUCGAUCAUCUUCCCAUUGAUGGUGCUCGCAUUGUGCUUUGUCAGAAAGGGAAUGGAAUGGAUAUUCACAGAAAAGGAACUGAAACACCUCGACAAUCUCCUGCCUGCUAUGGGCAAAAAGAAAGAACCAGAAGACAAAACAGAACUAGAAAAACUUGAUCCUUAUGGGUCACAUGCAUGAACAUUUUAGGAAAUUAAUUAUUUAAACCUAUGAAUGUGUUGUUCUCUGUUGAGUGAACUGUGAAAGUGAUGGUAGGAAAAGACAGAGCUCUUACAGUAGUGAAACACACAAUGUGUAAUGUUAUACAAUACAAUGUGUUAUGUUAUACAAUGAUGAAUUGUGUGCUGUGUAUAAAUGUAUUUAAAGACUACCAUUUGAAUAAAAUUGUGUAUGUACAUGUAUGUAUUAAACAAAAUGAA